Messenger RNA from Ostreococcus tauri, 495 nucleotides. Its product is annotated as unnamed product. Bases 1 to 495 code for a protein of 164 amino acids. The record is from RefSeq and is a predicted model, not a curated record. The transcript has a single exon. Lineage: Eukaryota; Viridiplantae; Chlorophyta; Mamiellophyceae; Mamiellales; Bathycoccaceae.
AUGGGCACCGGCGCGUCUAAGAUCGCGUCCUCCGUCGCGCCCGCGGCGACGAAGCGCGCACUUCCUCGAGCCGGCGCGGCGACCGUGGCCCCGUACGUCCCCGACGCCGUCGACGUCGACCGAAACGUUCGCGCCCCGGUGGAGCGCUCUGGUGGUAAAGAUGUCAAACUCACCGAGAUGAUGUCCAAGCUCACCGUCCGCGCCGAGGACGUGAGUGCGGUGGAGUUUGGAUACGCCUCGACGACGUCCCGGGCGAAGAAACGAAUCGAUCGCGCGGCGGAGACGCUGAUGAAGCCGAUGGUUUUGUUGGACGCGUUGGCGAGACAUCGCGCGAGCGGAUUCGAGGCGUCUGCGGUGAGCGAUAUCGCGCGUGAACGACCACGAGUGAGCGAACGGGUGCUGCAGGAGACGAUGGAAAAUUUUCGCGCACACGUCUUCGAGGAGGUGGAGGACGAGCGAUGGCCGGGACGAAAGGCGCGUGUCGGUCGGUGGUGA